Molecule: messenger RNA, 2190 nt
Organism: Prunus mume (Japanese apricot)
Lineage: Eukaryota; Viridiplantae; Streptophyta; Magnoliopsida; Rosales; Rosaceae
Source: RefSeq, a predicted model, not a curated record
AUGGACAAGAAAUCCCGUCUUUUGUUUAAAGAAUCGAAAUUUAGUACGGGCGUCAUGUACCUCACCGAUGAUGCGAUGCUAUGCGACGACAGAGACAUAGAGGCGGGACGUUGCACUAUCAAGACUAGGGAGGGAAGAGUGGAAGCUUCAGUUCCUUCCCGAGAACGUUAUACAGAAGGGUGGGUUGGUUAUAUACUCUUAUGCGCGUUCCUUCUUCGAACCUUUUGGUAUGUAUUGCCCCCUAACUAUAGAUCAGAUCCACCAGACGAGAAACUCAAUUCCGCACUGCUGCGGAGUCGUCGGACUUAUCCACCAAGGGAUUCGUGGAAUUUCUGUGGAUUGCGUUGGAGGAAAUCUACCAAAGCUAGGCAGAUAGAUAGACUCCUUUCCCGCGGGGAGCAAGAAACUAAAUCAAAUGAUUGUUUUUUAAUCAGCGCCCCUUUUGGGUAUGCAGGUACUAAGAGUCUUCUCACUACCAACCAGCAGACAUCGUCUGGCUGGGUCUUGCCGGGGAGAUCGGAGCAACAGGGAACGCCUAGACGACGUUUUUAUUCCUGGGCUGCAGUAAGUAGAUCGAGAGGUCGUUCCGCCCCUUGUCCCCGAAUAUGGGUAAUAUGUUCUCAAAAAAUAUUGCUCCAAUCUGACCUAGCUGGCGAGCGAUCCCAGUUCGCGGCAGAGAACAAGACAGCAAGCGAGCGUACCUUUGUUCGCUUCUUCUCCACCAAGCACGGAAGUUUAAGGAUAACUGUAGGUCGGUGGCUGCCUAAGGAAACUCCGAUUCGAUCCGCCCCCCGGCUGGGAGGCAUCUACCUCAUCCCGAUCACAAGGAGAGGUUCACCAUGAUGGGGGUACUUCUUUUUUUUUCCCUUCCGGAGAAAUACAUAGGGGACCAUUCUUUUGUUGCGGCAUGCUCCUCAGAUUUACGGAUUCGCAGGGGGCCUCAGGCCCCACUUAGUUGACUGACAAUGACAAAGGCUUGCGAAACUAAGUAGGGCCUUUUGAAUUGAAUCUUAAGUAGUCUAUCAGUGGUGCGAAGCGGCUUUGCCCCUUUUCAGUAGGGGGGCGAAAGGUUAGACCUUAGAAAGUCAGCGAACAGCGGUUCUUCUAUGUAGGUAUGGCGUUCCCCCCUCUCCUUUCAGUCGCGCUACUUCGUUACCCUCUCCUCUCCUAACGUCGUCGAGCUAAGUGACUUCGUAACCUUUUCGUAGCGUAGUAGAAUGAAGGCUACGCACCGACGCUCUCUUAUCUAUUAAGCGUCUUCGCUAACUCGCUCGCCUACUAUACCCUACUAUACAAUACAUUAGUAGGGUAGGCUAGGCUAACUCAGCCGCUUACUUCUAAAAAUUUAGGGCUAAGUAGCGCCUUUUCCUUUUUGAAUAACCCAGUCUCAUUAUCUUUCAUAAGUCAAGUAGGCGAACCUAUAGGUCCUUAGUAGGCGUUGACAAAGAAGAACAGCCGGUUAAAAGACAGCGAAUCUUUUUAUUUAUAUUUUAUAUUAAUUAUUUAAUAAAAAGAUAUAUAUAGGCCAGCUUGACAAGCUACCCUUCCUCUUGAUCUGAGGUGCGAAGAGAAGCAUCUCUUUUUUAUGACUUCCACUUAUCGAUCCCGGCCCGGAAAAGUAACCGACCAGGGCCCUAUUGAUGAAUGAAAGAAAGGGUUUAUGAGCCCUAGCCCUGUAAGCCCACACCUGUGUAGAGUGGAUCGUUCAACACCUGCGGCACAAACCCAUUUUUGACCUAUUGGUCCUAGUAUCAUAGGCGACCGAACGGCCGCCCCCUAAUUACUAGACCAACCUGCUAUAAUAAUUCCAUAAACACCUAGCGAAGAUAUGGCAAACAAAUAAAGUAGCCCUAUGUUCGAAUCUGACAAUACCAUACCAUAAUCAAAAGGUACAACGGCCCGAGCAACCAGACUUAACAUAAAUGUAGUCACUGGAGCCAUUCUAAAAAGGGAGAAAUUAGCACUACUUGGUGAAAUAGGUUCUUUUAGAAUCAAUUUCAAACCAUCUGCUAGAGGUUGUAACAAUCCGAACGAUCCCACUACAUCAGGACCCUUUCGACGUUGCACAAAAGCCAUUACUUUACGUUCAGCUAGCACUAAAAAGGCUACUCCUAGUAGAAGUGGUAGAAUUAUUCCAAGUAUUUCGGCUGGAACAGCUAUGUACGUUUUCGAUUUUCUAUUCACUCAUGA